This is a messenger RNA of Blepharisma stoltei, 1581 nucleotides long. Lineage: Eukaryota; Ciliophora; Heterotrichea; Heterotrichida; Blepharismidae. The record is from the annotation of a GenBank genome assembly.
AUGAAAUCUGAAAUAGACGAGAUCAAUCAAGAGUAUGUUAAUGAUAAUACAACUAGGUCUGUUUUUCAAAUGGGAAAAACAGCAUCCAACACAAGUGAAAAAGGAUCAAGACUAGGAAUUGAUAGAGAAUUUGCAUAAUCUUAAAAUGGUGACAUUCGUACAGUACUGGCAUUUGACAUGUCCUAGGAAUUUAAAAGGCCUGCGAUUUUUUCCUUUUCAUCCUGCAUAGAGAAGGAGCCUUUAACGGCUACACAGUAUCAAGGAAGACAGAAGCCAAUCUCUCUUGAGCUGUCGUAAUCACAACUCCGUUUCCAAGCAUAUCCUGGUGAAUCGAAGUAGAUCAGUCCUGCGACCUGGGCCUGAUACAUAUAAAAAUGGUGGGAGCUCUGGUGUGGCCACCCAUAGUGGACGUUAAGCAGGACUCUACGUAUUUAGAUAUCUUUAAGUUAAGAUAGAGAGUUUGCAAAUGACUGUGCAAAAACCUUCUCAGAGCUCAAAGAACUUCGUAAAAAUGAAAAAAAGGAUAUUGCAAGAGCAUUAAAGGACAAAAUUGGAGAAGUGCCAAACAGGCUCGAAGUGAAGUAUGAAAACCCCGAAUGAUGGAUGAAAGAUCCUUUGUAACUGCUAUGCAGGAUGAAAACUUCAAAAGACUUGGAAAAGCGAAAUGUUUUAGAAUUGCGAGCUUCAUUAGGACUCGCUGCUCCAACAGAAGUCAAAGAGCUUUCCAAAAUCCCAUCAACCACUUACUUACAGUCUCCCAGAGCUAAAACAUUAGAAGAACUAAAAGCUAUGCGAAAAGAAGAAAUGCUGAAUCAAUUGCAUCAGAAAAUCGACUACAGCCACGCAUCAAGAGAAAAAAAAAUGAUAGAGCGAGAAAUGAAGAAUUUAUAUUACAUCCCUGAAGGGGUUGAAUUCCCAACAAUUCGUAAAAUAAAAGAAGACGUCAGGAUUCAAACUAAUGAACAUAAUAUUCAAACUUUUUCAAAUAAUACUAUAGGAGUUCAUGGGCAUGAGCUGCCAAAGUUUGCUGAAGCCCAAAAAGAUUAUUGGACUAUUCGUGACUCAUAUCAGCCAAACCCAAAAUUUUCAACGAGAACGUCUCUUAGAAUGUCACAAAGAAAUUGGGCAAAACCAGAUAUUUAUGAUGAGCCAAUAGAGCCUAAAACAGGAAAGAUAUUGCCUAGAUCUUUAUCUGAAGCAAAAGUUACAGAUAAGCCCAAUCAUAUUUGGCCGUUCCAAGUUUAUGCUCCAGUUGAAGGUGAUGAGCCAGAAAAUUCAAAGCCAAAGCAUAAAUAUCGGCUGAGCACAAUUGUAAAUUAUUUUCUGCAUAGUGCAGCCAAAAUGGGGAUCUCUCUAGCACCUUUGGGUGACCAGCCCGGCUUGCACAUGACUCAAGAAAUAAAAGAGUCAACGAAGACACAGAUCAUCCCUGCUGAAAGUGGCAGCCAAUUGCUAAACUCUCCUAUGCUUGGGAAAUCUCCAACGGUAGCAAUGGUAGGAAAGAAAUUUCCUUUAGCUAAAGUUCCAAAAUCUCCAAUUAGAUCCAAUGGGUUUAUAAAAUUUAAUAAUAUUGAUAAUUAG